Messenger RNA from Drosophila albomicans, 1477 nucleotides. It is a transcript of the gene Cyp6u1, whose product is annotated as probable cytochrome P450 6u1. The coding region runs from base 17 to 1477 and encodes 486 amino acids. Gene Ontology annotation, molecular function: oxidoreductase activity, acting on paired donors, with incorporation or reduction of molecular oxygen; heme binding; iron ion binding. The transcript is spliced from 2 exons. The record is from RefSeq and is a predicted model, not a curated record. Lineage: Eukaryota; Metazoa; Arthropoda; Insecta; Diptera; Drosophilidae.
CCUCCCCACUUGCAGCAUGGAUUUGCUGCAUCGCGUCUUAUUCACUGCAUUCGGCACCUUGACGCUCUUCUAUGUGGUCGUCAAGAUAAGUCUGGGCUAUUGGAAGCGUCGUGGCAUACUCCACGAGAAGCCCAAGUUUCUGUGGGGCAACAUCAAAGGAGUUGUGGGUGGAAAACGGCAUGUGCUGGAUGCGCUUCAAACCAUUUAUGACACACACAAGGGGCAAGCGCCAUUCGUUGGUUGCUAUGCGCUGCUUAAACCAUUUGUUAUGGUGCUAGAUCUGGAGCUGGUGCACAAUAUUCUAGUCAGCGACGAGGGCUACUUCACCAGUCGUGGCCUCUAUAACAAUGUGAACAAUGAACCGCUGUCGGGGAAUCUGCUGCAAUUGGAUGGCCACAAAUGGCGUUCGCUUCAUGCCAAAUCUGUGACUGUGUUUACGUCCAGCAACUUACAGAAGUUGAUGCCGCGCCUGGUGCAAGUAUCCAAGAUUUUUGGAGGUCGAAUUGGUGAGCAAAAGCUGCAGCAAUUGAAUGUCAGUCAACUGGUGGAUGGCUACAACAUUGAAGUGAUUGGCUCACUGGCAUUUGGACUGACCGGAGAUCAGGUCGAGUUCCGACAGAUGUCUCGCAGCUAUUGGAACAAUUUUAGUCUAUGGCGUGCCUACUUGGCUUUGGAAUUGCCACUGCUAGCGCGUCUGUUGCAGUACACCAGCUACGAUGAGCUGGCUACGAAUUACUUCUAUAAUCUCGUGCAUGCGCAAUUGUAUCAGCAGCGUUUGAGAGAUCGCCAACCGCUCCAGAACUUUUUGCAGUUGUUCUCCGCUGCAGAUGAUGCGCUGAGUGACGCGCAAAUUGCAGCCCAAGCUUUUGGCUUCAUCUUAGCGGGCCUGGAGCCAUUGAAUGCGACGUUGGGCUUCUGCCUUUACGAGCUGGCAUUGCAGCCGGAUCUGCAGGAUCGGGUAAGAAGCGAGAUCCAGCAGCUGCUACACCAACACGAUGGACAACUGACGGCGGACAGCUUAAAGCAGCUGAAGUACACGAAGCAAGUAUUAAAUGAAACGCUUCGUUUACAUACGCCAUAUCCAUUUUUACUGCGACGUGCCACCAAGGAGUUCGAGCUGGCCAAGUCGGUGUUUGUGAUUGCGCGAGGCAACAAUCUAAUCAUACCAGUAGCCGCAAUUCACCGUGAUCCUUCAAUAUAUCCCGAUCCAUUGCGAUUUGAUCCCGCUCGCUUUGAGGCGGCCGCUGUGAAAGCACGUCCAGCAAUGUCAUUUCUACCAUUUGGCCAGGGAUUGCGUGGAUGCAUCGCGAUGCAACUGGCCGAGCAGCAGUUGCUGAUUGGUCUUGUCGCACUGUUGCAGCAUCAUAAGUACGCUCCGUGCGCCGAGACACAAAUACCUUUACAGUAUGACAAUCGGAAGCUCUUAUUGAUGCCAAAAACGGACAUUCAACUGAGCGUUGAAUAUGUGGACACCUAG